Messenger RNA from Zychaea mexicana, 1092 nucleotides. Its product is annotated as Six-hairpin glycosidase-like protein. Gene Ontology annotation, molecular function: hydrolase activity, hydrolyzing O-glycosyl compounds. The coding region runs from base 1 to 1092 and encodes 363 amino acids. Lineage: Eukaryota; Fungi; Mucoromycota; Mucoromycetes; Mucorales; Lichtheimiaceae. The transcript has 6 exons. Gene Ontology annotation, biological process: carbohydrate metabolic process. The record is from RefSeq and is a predicted model, not a curated record.
AUGUCGUCUGCUUUGGAAGCUACCUAUGCAGCAUGGCGCGGAAAGUAUUUGCGCUCAUACCAAGAUGGAUACUACAUUUACUAUAAAGAACCAAGCGAAAACGUCCCCGAAAUGACAUGCUCAGAAGCUCAUGGUUACGGUAUGCUAGUCUCUGUUUUAAAGCGGAAUCAACAAGACUUUGAUGGCCUAUUCCGGUAUUUUAUGCGAUGGCGUAACCGCAAGGGAUUGAUGCAGUGGCAACAAAAGAACUCGUCUUCGAGCCAAUUCGUACCUGGUGACGAAGGAGGUGAAAACUGUGCAACGGACGGCGACGUGGACGUGGCUACAUCAUUAUUUUUAGCAGCCCGAGUAUGGGGCCGUGGCGGUGCACAGGGCGAGAUCGACUACCGGGCAGCAGCCAGCGAACUUGCCGGUGCUGUAUGGGAACACUGCUUCAAUCACGAGACGUUUAUGCCCUUAAUUGGCGACUGGGCAGAUCCUGGCGACGAUGCAUACCUCUUGACACGACCGAGCGAUUUUAUUUUGAGCGGCUACUUGGUGUUUUACCAAGACGAUACCCCUCGUCAGCAACAAUGGGGAAAUGUGAUUAACGCCAUUGUGAAUUGUGUCAAUGGCCAGCUGUCUUUGAACCCUCAGACUGGUCUUAUUGGUGACUUUUUAAAGAUGGAUAACAAUCGACACUACUACCCAGCUCGUGGCGAAGUCUUGGAGAGCGAGCAUGAUGGCGAUUAUAACUGGAAUUCGUGUCGUGUACCGUGGCGGUUGGGCCAUUACUACAUGCUUACACGCGACGAACGCGUGCGUGGCGUGCUCGAAACUCAGGCACAGUUUUUCGCUCAUCAAAUAGGCCAACGAGGCGUGUGUGCAAACGGAGAUUGUGCUGUGCGCGCAGGAUACCAUCUCAACGGACGUUCUUUUGCGGAUUACACAGAUAUGGCCUUUGUCGCCCCAGUGAGCUUUCUAUUCUGGGUCCUCGGCUGGCAGAAUCAGCUGAAUGACAUAUUGCAAGAUAUGAACGCUAUGCAGGAACGGACCUAUUUUGGAGAGACAAUCGCCAUGUUGUGUGUUAUUGAAGCUGCUGUACCAUUUUAA